Messenger RNA from Andrographis paniculata, 3431 nucleotides. RefSeq names its product protein GRAVITROPIC IN THE LIGHT 1-like. Gene Ontology annotation, biological process: response to red or far red light; negative gravitropism. Lineage: Eukaryota; Viridiplantae; Streptophyta; Magnoliopsida; Lamiales; Acanthaceae. The transcript is spliced from 4 exons. The record is from RefSeq and is a predicted model, not a curated record. Bases 1865 to 3280 code for a protein of 471 amino acids.
CAUGUUUGACGGAUGCGCCAAACUACCAAAUCCCAUUCCCAUUUCCCAUUCCCAUUCCUUGUUCCAAAGUCCAAACCACAAACCGGAAAACAAAAAGCGUGCCUCGCAACCAUGGGACUUUUCCAACGCGUUGAGAUGAGAUAGCUCGAUACCAGCAACUUUCUUCCAAAACCUCUGCACUCUGUCGAUUACUGACCGUUGAGCUGUGCCGUCGCCUUUUGUGGGGUGCGAUACGCAUUUCAACAAUUUGGUUAUCUGCAAAUUCUGCAUCAAAAUCUCAGUGGGCGCUCGCUCUGUGAAGGUAAAAGCGUGUUUCUAAUUCUCCGGUCCAAAAGAUUAAACGUGUUGCGUUUAUUCAAAACAGUAGUCUACUCCUCGUUUCUGUUUGCCCGUAAAAAUUCGAGUGCCGUGUGCACUUCCGCCGACCGGCUCUUGGUCACGUGACUGAGCAGUGGGGGUGUAGAUGGGCCGGCUGAAGUUGCAGCUGUCACGUGAGUCAGCAGUAAAUUUUGCUGGGUCCGUAUCUGAUGCAUUUCUGCUGCGGUUGUUGGAGUUCUCUUGGCUUAGCUUGUGUUGCGUCAUUUCUGUCCGUUGGAUCGUAGUGCGUUGCUCAUCAUAUUUAUGAUGGGCCCUUUGGAUGUUAAAUUAUUUCUUGCUGACGUGAGAGCUGGUAUACGUAUGGUUAAAAAGAUAGAUGCUUGUAGUCCGUAUGAGAUGAGGAUGGACUCGUGACCUUUUGGUCAUGAAUUUAAACUCUGACGCAUCAGGGUUUUGUCUAUCACACCAUGUUAUUCGGUUUGGCUAAUGUGACUUAUAGAUAUAAUUUAUAGGGCUCACGUACUAUAAAGAAAAAAUAUAAUGUGAGGUGUUCAGCCUCGAGGAACCCAUUGUUUGUGAAACUUGAAUAAGCAACAACUUCAUGUGCGUGUGUGUUAAGUACAAUAUCUGAUUUAUGGGGGCGGGUGGGUCGAUCGGUUCUUCAUACGUGGCGUACUUCAAUUGCAUGUUGGACGUUUCGUGUCUGGUGUUGCUCCUCCUUGUGUAUGUGCGUGUGUGUUUUAUGUGGUUAGUUUGGACUUUUUAGAUGCACGGUGCUUUCCUUUGCAACACUUGGCAUCAAUAUAUGAUUGCUACGUGUGUUUAAUUAAGCGAUUUUCAUAUUAUAAAUUAACCAACGGGCCUGUCAAUCUUAUAUUUUGUUGAUUGAUCCAUGAUAACAUGAGGAUUUCUGGGACGGAUGAUUUGGAGAUAUUGAGGAGUUUGAAUAUAACCAUAUAUAUAUUGUAUUGAGUAAGGAUGUAUGAAUAAAAUACUGGGCUAGAACUCAGCCAAUAUAUGUUUGUGGCUGCGCAAGGACAAGUAGUUAAAGAAUUUGCGCACAAGUAGUUAAAGAAUUUGUUUUUGUCAAACAUUGUGCCUUCACUUCAAUUACCAAAUCGCCCAUUUGUUCAUCAUCCCAGUUAGGCUUUGGCAGGCACAUUCCCAGAUUCUUGAUCUCAUCGUCUACCCCACACCAGAAUGUCCUCAUCUUCUUCUUUAUGCUAAUUUUGUCAUUAGCCGACAGGGGCCCCUCGCACUUUAUGCCCUUUCUCCAACUAGAUACACUACUGAUCUAUUUAUGCACAGUGCAUCUCCCUCCCUCUUCGUUUUCCUUUCCUGCCGUUUGAGAGCCCACUUUUGCCAGCAUCCCGAGAAAAAUUUCUCUCGCAACUUUAACCCCCUCGAUCCAUGAGAUAAAAUUAAAGCGCCUACUAGCUUUUCGUUCUUUUGUUGGUACUCAGUCGCUGUGCUCGCUCAUCAUCGCCCCGCAACAAUACUACAUUAUAUUGCAUUCUUUGCAGCUUUUUGGCUUUCCUAAGUUCAGAUGGACUCCACAGUGGCUACGCCGCGGAAGAGCCGCCUGGCUCGGGCAUUCGCCAAGGUCAUGCAUAUCAGGGCUGUGACGGGUGCUGCAUCGGAGCGUGGUGUCUUCCGGCCGACAGAUAAGCAGAAGACUGCGUCCAAGAAAGCCAAAGAUGAGGAGGGUCUGGUGUGUAGUACUAGGGCCCGCCGGGAAGCCUUUCUUGCCAAGUUGUUUGCUAGCAUAUCGACGGUGAAGGCAGCGUAUGCACAGCUGCAGUUCUCGCAGUCUCCGUACGAUGGCGAAGGAAUCCAGAUAGCAGAUGAAGCAAUUGUCUCGGAGCUCAAAAGCCUGUCUGAAUUGAAGCAAGCAUACCUAAAAAACAACCUCCUCGACGACAAGACACCUCCUCCGGGCACGGCGCUGCUGCUGUCUGAAAUUCGGGAGCAGAAGAGUCUCCUCAAGACAUACCAGGUCACCGGGAAGAAGCUGGAGUUCGAGCUCCGGCUCAAAGACUCAGAAAUAACCUUUCUUAAGGAGAAAUUAGCGGAAGCCGUUGGCGAAAACAGAUUGCUUGAGCGGAGAGCGAACUUGUGCGCACCGGCCCACUCUGUGACUGAGACUGGGACUGGGACCGGGACUGUGCCCGACCCCGCUAGCCGACGACGACGACCAUUCCAUUCCCAGUCCCAUAGGCAUUCCCACCUUAUCAGCAGCAGCCCCUCCCACUUCAUCAUGUAUCAUAAACUUGCAGUGAAAUCAAUACGAGCCUUUGUGCGUAUGCUGGUCGCAGAAAUCCAGGAGUCCACCGACUGGGAUUUGGAAGCCGCGGCGAGGUCGAUUGUGCCCGGGACCCCAUUUUGGAAAUCAAGCCACAUUUGUUUUGCAUUCGAGUCGUUCGUGUGCCAGCACAUGUUCGACGGAUUCGGCUGCCCGAUGGAAUCAAUUUCCCCUCCCCAGUUGCUGCGACAUCAUCUCUUUGACUACUGGUUCAUGGAAAUGGCGUCCGUGCGUGAUGGCCACCUCGGUGCCUGGAAGCCCGGCACGGCGUUCGCACAGUUUUGCCGGAGCAAGUACCUGAGGCUCGUGCAUUCGAAGAUGGAAGCAGCAAUCUUCGGCAACUUGGACCAGAGGAACAUGGUGAGCUCGGGAGGAGAGAUGCCCGAUACGCCGUUCGUGAAUGCGUUCAUCGAGAUGGCGAAGGACGUGUGGUUGUUGCAUUGCCUGGCCUUAUCUUUUGAUCCGACGGUGGAGAUCUUCCAGGUGAAGAAAGGGGUCCGAUUCUCCGAGGUCUACAUGGAGAGCUUGAGCGAGGAAGCCUUGGAUGCAAGCACUACAAGCAGCCGCGGCGAUGCCAAUCCAUGCGUGGCGUUUGUGGUGGCCCCCGGGUUCCGUAUAGGUGCUACUAUUGUUGUUCAAUGUCAAGUGUAUUUGAGAUAGACUGUUGUGUUGUUGUGUACUUAUUAUAAAUUCUUGUUGCCUUUCGAUACCAGUCUGCCGGGUCGUGGAGUUCUUUUAUUUUUUAAUGGCAUUUUAUGUAUAGAUUGGCCUUGAAGUUGUGACAAAUAAAAUAAAAAAGACAUUCAAAGUU